Odobenus rosmarus divergens (Pacific walrus) is the source of this 7023-nucleotide messenger RNA. RefSeq names its product maltase-glucoamylase, intestinal-like (gene MGAM2). Gene Ontology annotation, biological process: carbohydrate metabolic process. Bases 1 to 7023 code for a protein of 2340 amino acids. Gene Ontology annotation, molecular function: carbohydrate binding; alpha-1,4-glucosidase activity. The record is from RefSeq and is a predicted model, not a curated record. Lineage: Eukaryota; Metazoa; Chordata; Mammalia; Carnivora; Odobenidae. The transcript is spliced from 49 exons.
AUGGUGGGAAGAGUGCUGAAGAUGGUGGAAAGUUGGUCAAGGAAUGACAUGAUGGCAAAGAAACUCAGUAUAUUGGAAGUCCUUCUGAUCAUCUUCUUCCUGACUGUACUGGCCUUAGACAUCUUCUUGAUGUUUUUUGUGUUGAAGAAAACUGAAGAGACUGCGUUUGUUCCAGAGUGCCCAGAGAUCCCCGAAUCAGAGAGGAUAGACUGUGCUCCAGGCCAGGUGGUGACAGAGGAUGUCUGCAGCCAGCAACAUAAGUGCUGCUGGAAACCGGCACCCGACACUAAUGUCCCUUGGUGCUUCUUCCCCAGGAACUGGGGCUAUGAAGUCAGCAGUAGCAAGAAUCAUACAAGGACAGGGUUUACAGCCCAGUUGAAAAAGUUGCCGUUCCCAUCUCUGUUUGGAUACGAUGUCAAGAACGCCGUCUUCACAGCUGAAUAUCAGACACCCAAUCGUUUUCAUUUUAAGAUCAAUGAUAAGGACAACAAACGCUAUGAAGUCCCCCCUGAAAUUAUUAACCUGUCUAAUAGGACUACUAGAACCUCCAAUUUGAACUAUCACAUAGAGGUCAUUGAUAAGCCCUUCAGCAUCAAGAUAAUGAGGACAAGCAACAGAAGAGUCUUACUGGACACGAGCAUCGGGCCCCUGCAGUUUGCCCAGCAGUACCUGCAGCUGUCCUUCCGACUUCCCAGCACUGCUGUGUACGGGCUGGGGGAGCACGUGCACCAGCAGUACCGCCACAACAUGAGCUGGAAGACCUGGCCCAUCUUCACGCGCGAUGCCGCCCCCACCAAGGACAUGAUUAAUCUGUAUGGAGCUCAUACAUUCUUCCUGUGCCUUGAAGACACCAGUGGCUCCUCUUUUGGUGUUUUUCUGUUGAACAGUAAUGCCAUGGAGGUCACCCUGCAGCCUGCUCCUGCGAUCACUUACCGCACGAUUGGGGGCAUCCUUGACUUUUAUGUAUUCCUGGGAAAUACUCCAGAACAAGUGAUUCAGGAAUACCUGGAGCUCAUUGGACGACCAUUGCUGCCUCCCUACUGGAGUCUUGGGUUCCAGCUUAGUCGCAGGAACUAUGGUGGCAUCAGUGGAUUGAAGGAGGUUGUGAACCGAAAUCUUGUAGCUGGGAUCCCUUAUGAUGUCCAGUACUCUGACAUAGACUACAUGGAUGGAAAUAAGGAUUUCACCAUUGAUCAACAAGCCUUCCCUGAUCUCUCAGAUUUUACCAACGACUUACAUAAGCAAGGACUGAAAUAUGUAAUCAUUAUGAAUCCUGGCAUCUUAAAUAACUCUGACUAUCAGCCCUAUAUGAAUGGAAGGAAAAAGAGAGUAUGGAUCUUGGGGGACAAUGGCUUUGUCGUUGGGCAGGGAUACCCCGGAUGGACGGUCUUUCCUGAUUAUAGUAAUCCGACUUGCACUCAGUGGUGGACAGAGCAGUUCAGUGAAUUUCAUAAAACUCUCGAGUUUGAUGGAGUGUGGAUUGAAAUGGAUGAAGUAACCAGCUUUCUCCAAGGUUCUGAUCGCGGGUGUGAAUGGAACACCCUCAACUUUCCUCCUUUCACUCCCCGAAUUCUGGACCGCUUGCUUUUUGCAAGAACCCUCUGCAUGGAUGUAGAAUUUCAGUGGGGCUUUCACUAUGAUGUCCAUAGCUUGUAUGGCUACUCCAUGGCAAAAGCAACACACUCGGCCAUGGAGAAUAUCUUCCCCAGUAAAAGUAGCUUCAUCUUAUCCCGCUCUACUUUUGCUGGAUCUGGCAAAUAUGCUGCACAUUGGUUGGGGGAAAACUCGGCCACAUGGGAUGACCUCCGAUGGUCCAUCCCUAGUAUCCUUGAGUUCAACCUAUUUGGUAUCCCCAUGGUAGGUGCCAACAUCUGUGGUUACACAAAAAAUGUCACAGAGGAGCUCUGCACAAGAUGGAUGCAGCUUGGAGCAUUUUAUCCACUAUCAAGGAAUCACAAUGGGCCUGGAUUCAGGGACCAGGAUCCUGCCGCCUUUGGUAAACACUCUCUGUUGGUGAAUUCUUCCAGAUAUUAUCUGAACAUCCGAUACACCCUGCUGCCCUACCUCUACACCCUUUUCUACCGAGCUCACACACGGGGGGACACCGUAGCGAGACCCCUGGUCCAUGAGUUCUACCAGGACCCAGCUACUUGGGAUGUGCACGAGCAGUUCUUAUGGGGGCCUGGACUCCUCAUCACACCUGUUUUAUAUGAGGGUGUGGACCGAGUGAAAGCAUACAUACCGGACGCCAUCUGGUACGACUAUGAGACACGGGUAGCCAUCCAGUGGAGGAAACAAUCGGUGGAGAUGCUGCUGCCACUCGAUAGGAUAGGACUUCACCUCCGAGGGGGCUUCAUAUUUCCUACCCAACAACCCAACAUGACCACAGAGGCCAGUCGAAAGAAUUCCCUGGGACUCAUUGUUGCCUUGGACUACAAGAGAGAGGCAAAGGGCGAGCUGUACUGGGAUGAUGGUGUAUCUAAAGAUGCUGAAAAGAAGUAUAUUCUGUAUGAUUUUUCUGUCACCUCUAACCGUCUACAGGCAAAUAUUACAAAUAAUAACUAUACGGACCCUAACAACCUCAUGUUUACAGAUAUCAUAAUCUUGGGAAUGGACAAGCAACCUACCAAUUUUACCGUCUUACUUAGUAAUUCUGCCACCUCCAUUUCAAAUGUUGCCUACGAUGUUUCAUCAAAGGUGGUGAAGAUCAGUGAUCUCAAGGGACUGGUACUCGGUCAAGAAUUCUCCAUUGAAUGGAAACUUCCAGUCAGUGACCUGGAGAAAUUCAAAUGCUACCCUGAGGAUGCUGCUGUCUCUGAGGAGAGUUGUAGGCUGCGGGGGUGCCUUUGGGAGUACACAGCUGUUCCUGAUGUGCCCACCUGUUACUAUGACACCAUCCCUAGGUAUGCCGCCAGUAACAUUCAGUACCUGCCUACGGGCAUCACCACAGACCUUGCCCACCUGGGGGCCCCGGAAUCAGCCCGAGCAGCCCCUGCCUCUGGCUCUCUCUCUGCAACAAUCAGUUUCCUCCAGCUGAGCGUGAUCUACCACACAGAAAACAUGCUGCAGUUCAAGAUCUUUGAUUCCACGAACAAAAGGUACGAGGUCCCAGUGCCUCUGAACACCCCUCCCUCUCCAGUUGGCUCCCCUGAAGACCGUCUGUAUGACGUCAGGAUUCAGAACAAUCCUUUUGGGAUCCAGAUUCGGCGAAAAAGCUCCAGCACUGUGAUCUGGGAUUCUCAGCUGCCUGGCUUCACCUUCAACGACAUGUUCCUCUCCAUUUCUACUCGCCUCCCCUCUCAGUACAUCUAUGGCUUUGGGGAGACAGAGCACACAGCUUUCAGAAGAAAUAUGAACUGGACCACGUGGGGAAUGUUUGCUCGUGAUGAGCCCCCAGCGUAUAAGAAGAAUUCCUAUGGCGUCCACCCCUACUACAUGGCACUGGAGGAGGAUGGCAGUGCCCAUGGGGUGCUCCUGCUAAACAGCAAUGCCAUGGAUGUGUCAUUCCAGCCCACUCCUGCCCUAACAUACCGCACCACAGGAGGGAUUUUGGACUUUUAUAUGGUUUUGGGGCCAACCCCUGAGCUUGUAACUCAACAAUACACUGAGUUGAUUGGUCGGCCAGCAAUGACUCCAUACUGGGCCUUGGGAUUCCAGCUAAGUCGCUACGGAUACCAGAAUGAUACUGAGAUCUCUCAAUUGUAUGAGGCAAUGAUGGCGGCCCAGAUUCCCUAUGAUGUCCAGCAUGUAGACAUCGAUUACAUGGACCGGAAGCUGGACUUCACUCUCAGCCCCAGCUUCCAAAACCUCGGCCUCCUGAUUGAGCAAAUGAAGAAUGAUGGCAUGAGAUUCAUUCUCAUUCUGGACCCAGCCAUUUCUGGCAAUGAGACCCAGUAUCGCCCAUUCACCAGAGGGCAGGAUAACAAUGUAUUCAUCAAAUGGCCCAACAGCAAUGACAUUGUCUGGGGAAAGGUUUGGCCAGAACUGCCCAAUGUGAAUGUGGAUACAUCCCUUGACCAUGAAACUCAGGUUAAGCUGUACAGAGCCAACGUUGCUUUUCCUGACUUCUUACGUAAUAGCACAGCCGCAUGGUGGAAGAUGGAAAUAAAAGAGCUGUAUGCGAAUUCUGAAGAGUCAGAGAAGAGCUUAAAGUUUGAUGGAUUGUGGAUUGAUAUGAAUGAGCCAUCAAACUUUGUGGAUGGAUCUGUCAGGGGCUGCAGCGAUGAAAUUCUUAAUAAUCCACCCUAUAUGCCAUAUUUGGAGUCCAGGGACAAGGGCCUGAGCAGCAAGACCCUGUGCAUGGAGAGUGAGCAGGUCCUGCCAGAUGGCUCUCGGGUGCGGCACUACGACGUUCACAGCCUGUACGGAUGGGCCCAGACCAGACCCACCUACGAAGCUGUGCAGGAGGUGACGGGACAGCGAGGGGUCAUCAUCACCCGCUCCACAUUCCCCUCUUCUGGCCGCUGGGGAGGCCAUUGGCUGGGCGACAACACGGCCGCGUGGGACCAGCUGAGGAAAUCGAUCAUUGGCAUGAUGGAGUUCAGUCUCUUUGGAAUACCGUAUACAGGAGCGGAUAUUUGUGGCUUCUUUGGAAAUGCUGAAUAUGAGAUGUGUGUUCGCUGGAUGCAACUGGGGGCCUUUUACCCCUUUUCCAGAAACCACAACACCAUCGGGACAAGGAGACAAGAUCCUGUGGCCUGGAAUUCCACCUUCGAGAUGUUCUCCAGAAAAGUCCUUCAGACCAGAUACACCCUGCUGCCCUACCUCUACACUUUGAUGCAUAAAGCUCACACUGAGGGCAGCACUGUCGUCCGACCCCUUCUCCAUGAGUUUACGAAUGACAGCAAAACAUGGGAUAUAGACCGUCAGUUCAUGUUGGGUCCUGCCCUCUUAAUCAGCCCCGUGCUGGAAAGUAACACUUUUGAGACCCCUGCUUAUUUUCCCCCAGGCCGCUGGUAUGACUACAGCACGGAAACUGGCAAUGUGUCGACAGGUGAGUGGAAAAUCCUGGACACUCCCCUUGACCACAUCAACCUUCAUAUCAGAGGAGGCUACAUCCUGCCUUGGCAAGAGCCUGCGAUGAACACUCACGCCAGUCGACAAAAAUUUAUGGGAUUGAUUGUUGCAUUGGACGACAAUGGGAAAGCUGAAGGCCAGGUAUUCUGGGAUGAUGGACAAAGCAUUGAUACCUAUGAAAAUGGAAACUAUUUCUUGGCAAACUUUACAGCAACUCAGAAUCUAUUGCAAAUCCAGGUCGAACACAAUAAGUAUUUGAGUGACUUGAAUCCACUGAAAGUUGGAUAUAUUAAAAUCUGGGGGAUAAGCUCUACUUUUGUGACACAAGUCACUUUCACCUAUGACAACCAGCAAAUCAUGGAGAUGAAUUUCAAGAGUGAUCCUUAUAAUCAGACGCUGACUAUUCAACUGACUGACAAGAUUAUUAGCCUAGAAAAGCUAACUGAGGUUACUUGGAUAUACGGUGGCCCUAUAGUUUCUACUACACCUAUGACAAGUACCUUCCCAACAAGUUCUCUACAUCCUUCUACAGUUCCUACUAAGGCUACCACUUUUGAGACUGUUAUCACUAGUUCUGCUUACACUAGUACCACUCUUCCUAUUCCAACCACUGCUUUCUCAACAAGUGCUACUGAAGUUACAACUAGUACUACAGGCCGUAAUACCACUACACCUUUCCCAACAAGUACUAUUGACAUUACAACUAGCACUGCUGUUCCUAAUACCACUACACCUACCCCCACAAGUACUAUCGUUAGUAGUAGUACUCUUCCUAUCACAAGCACUCCUUUCCCAACAAGUACUGUUGAUGUUACCACUAGUACUACUGGAGCUACCACUAGUACUACUGUUCCUAAUACCACUACACCUACCCCCACAAGUACUAUCGUUAGUAGUAGUACUCUUCCUAUCACAAGCACUCCUUCCCCAACACGUACUACUGGAGUUACCACUAGUACUACUUUUCCUGAUACUACUACACCUUCCCCCACAAGCACUACUGCUAGUACUAGUACUCUUCUUAUCACAGGCACUCCUUUCCCAACAAGUGCUACUGAAGUUACGAGUAGUACUACUGUUCCUAGUACCACUACACCAUCCCAUAUAAGUACCCCUACUGCUAGCACUAGUACUACCCUUCCUAUCACAAGCACUCCCUUCCCAGCAAGCACUAUUGAAGUUACAACUAGUACUGCUGUUACUAAUACCACUGUGCUUUCCCCUAUAAGUACUGCUAGCACUAGUACUACUCUUCCUAUCAUAACCACUCCUUUCCCAACAAGUAAUACUGAUGCUAGCACCAAUACUACUGUUCGAAUUGCCACUACUCUUUCUCCAACAAGCACUGAUAGUACUAGCACCAAUAAUGCUGUUCCAAUUACAACUACUCCUUCUACAAAUAGUAGUGCUGAUAGUACUAGCAAUAGUUUUCCUAUUAUGACUACUUUUUCUGUAAGUACUCAUGCUAUGAACACUACUGUUGCUAUGGUAACCACUUCUCCUAUAAGUGCUGAUGUUGUUAGCACUGGCAACCAUACUCCUAUUACCAGUUCUCCUUUCCCUACAAUAUCUGGUGGUAAUAGUACUAGUAAUACUAUUCCUACAAUGUCUACUCCUUCUACAGAUAUUUACACUAUUAGCACGAAUACCACAGCUGUCCCCAUCACCAAUACCCGAAAUAGUACAGGGAAUGCAGUAAAUAUUACCGAUGCAAAUAACUCUAGCACUGUUCCAGGUAACACCACACAUGUUUCUAUUCCAAAUACCACAAUAGCAUUAGUUACUAUUUUAAUGACCGCUCUUCCAGACACAGCAACUCACUAUCAGGUAACAACAAACUCUACAGUCAGUCAUUUACCUCUUAUUGCAACUAAUGCUACCACCGAUAUUAUAAAUACUACCACAUAUGCUCUAAAUACUACCAUUCUUGAUAGAACAACAAUGAAUGCUUCUGCUACCAUAUCAACUUAUAUUGCAAAUGUCAAAAAUGCUACUCUAGUUCCAUGA